Messenger RNA from Owenia fusiformis, 1447 nucleotides. Lineage: Eukaryota; Metazoa; Annelida; Polychaeta; Sabellida; Oweniidae. The record is from the annotation of a GenBank genome assembly.
AUUCCACAUGCAGUGGAUUCACUGUACACAAAUCAUUUUGCAAACGUUUGAAGGUGGAAUAAUCGAGAAUAAUUCCUUAAAAAAAUUCAAAUAAUAAAUCGUUGGUACCUCAUGUUUAUACAUAAGUGCAUGAAAGAGACUAUCGAACCUCAUCCUUUAAAAAUUUGCUACAAUUUCAAUGACGUCAUUGGGGAAUACCAACAUGGCGGACACAUUGAUUUCAACUUUUUAUUCAAAUAUCGCUGAUUAUUCAGCUUUUUACUCCAUCCUGUCUGUGCUGUUAUGUUUCAUCAUGAUGCUCAUAUUUAUAAUGAGAGUGAAUGGAGAAAAUGGAAACAGGCAUGGCAAUGGUGGUCUACAAUUUAUUCCUCAGAGAGUGAUGCAGGGAGUGAACAAUCCUUUUAUUAUGUCUUUAGCCAAUGAGACUUCAAAUAUUAAUGAUAUGCUCGAAUUUUCUGUUAGCUGUCAGACACCUGCUACCUGCCAUCUCUUGUGGGGGGCCAAAAUAAAAGACAUUCACUACAAGAUUUACCAGGACACACCCACAUUCCAAGAUCAGUUAGAAGCUGGGCUACUAGAUAAAGACCAAUGUACUGAGAUUUCUGAAAAACUAAAAUUCUCUGUGUGUAAAAAUCACAUCGUAAAAAUAAAGCCUCCAUUAAGUAUCCAAGAUCCAGAGGCGCUGGGGAACCCUCCCAGGUCCAGAUAUCCUCUAGUGGCGAUAAUGUUCCCGCAGGAGGAGUGUGACAGUGAUUAUGCACAACAUAUUGUUGCCAUGGUGACAGUAAUACACAUUCGAGAUGGUGUCUGUUGCACAAACAGCCAUAUUAUUGCCCAGUAUGUGAAGUUGAAUACAGGACAUAUUUACAACUUGAAGCAACUCUUUGUGGCUACAGAUUCCCAAGAUACCAGUUCAUCUACUAGCACAAGGAAUCAACAGUCACCUAGCAACCAACAACAAUCACCUAGCAACCAGCAUUCACCUAACAACCAACAAUUCCGAGAAAACCAGUCAAUGUCAAAUGAUGAAAAUUCCACACCUAAAAAUGAUGAAAAUAUAAAGAAAACCAUAGGUGACAAAAUACAUAACACUGACAAUGUCAAUUCAAUUCCAUCAACAUCGAAUGACUCAGAAAUUCCUGAAUUUCUUAGAGAUGAUCUCCAAGAAGAUACUGAAUAUUCUGAUGAUAUGACAUUACAUGAUUGUGUUGUUUGUCAGAACGCAGGAAUCAAUAAGGUGAUUUUACCCUGCAGACACGCAUGUGUAUGUGACACAUGUUUUUCUCGAAUAGAUAGAUGUCCAAUGUGUAGGAAUUAUAUAGAGUCAUUUUUUACAAUGGAAAAAGAAAAUGUGGAAACAGAAAAUGCUGAUUCUGAAAAUUUGACAGUAGGUGAACGACUUAUUCAAUGGAAUCAUAGACUGAAUGAAAGACUGGGAUUUGACUAA